Molecule: messenger RNA, 2420 nt
Organism: Lycium ferocissimum
Lineage: Eukaryota; Viridiplantae; Streptophyta; Magnoliopsida; Solanales; Solanaceae
Product: protein PHLOEM PROTEIN 2-LIKE A10-like
Exons: 1
Coding region: 1307-2392 (361 amino acids)
Source: RefSeq, a predicted model, not a curated record
GUUUGGUUUAGCUAGUUCAACGUUGCUAAUAAGUACAGUUACUAAAGUUGAUUUAAUAAAUAAGCGAUUAUGUAUCUGCUAAUAUCUGUUAAAAAUUGAUAAUAAACGGUUGAAGUAUUUGGUAAUAACUAAUAAGUGUUGAUAAACAUUUUCUUAUGUUAAAGGAAGUACAGAUUAAUUUAUGAAUUAACUUUUAGCUUAAAAUUGAUUAGAUGAUAUUAUUUAUAAUAAAUUUAUUAAGUAUUAUUUUAUUCAACAAUAAAUAUUACAUCCACAUUUUUCAUUACAAACACAAUACAACGAAAAAUAGAUAAUUGAGUUCAUAUUUGGAUAUAAACAUCCAGUAAUAGAAGUUUGAACGCUGCAAAAUAGUAACUAGGUUUCCAAAGAGAUGAAGAAAGUUGAUUAACAAAACAAAGAAUUUUCCAACUCAAGUCAAUCCGAUGAAUUAUGACUGUGAAGAGGUUUCUAUUGCUCUUGAUUAGGGCAGACAGAUGUUGCUGAGAGAGGAGUCCUAAAAAGAUGACGAGGUGAAGUCAAGGCUAGGUGUUUUAAGUAGUUCGGAGAUUAUAAGUACUCAUAUUAAGGUUAAUAUAAUAAAAAAAAUUAUUAAAUUAAAAAUGCUUGUUAGCUGAAAAUUUAAAAAUGGAAGGUGAUUAAUUAUGAUUUUUAAAUGAUUUUAGCUUAUAAAUAUUUGACGUAUUUAUAAACCGUGUAGAUAAAUCAAAAGAUAUUUACUUAUAAAUUAAUUUGACCAAUUUUAAAUUUAGUUAAAUAGGAAGAAAAAAACGAAAUACUAGUAGUUAAUAAAGAAUAAAGUAAACGGAGCCCCAGAUUAGCCAUAAAGUUGGUGACACAACAACUCAACAAGGAGUACAUAACCGUCGUUUCGUCCCGUAUCUAUCCACUUAACUCAAUUUUCUUGCAUUCACAGUUAGUAGUAAAUUGAAAAACUAAAUUCUACAUCCAUAUCCAUAUCAAUCAAUUUAUCCAUUUGCUCUACCCCGCAAAAAAAAAAGAUAUCCAAUGCUUAAAUCUAGAAGACCCCGCCUACCCUACAUAUAACCUGCAAGCGGAAACAGAUUGAAGAAGGUUCAGAGACCCCACCAGUUGUCCUAAUCUAAGUCGUCCUUAUCAUAAGAUUCAUAGUACAUGCAUAAGUUCUACUGGAUCAGCUUCUUUCUUCUAUGACCCCAAAAAAGAAAAAGAAAAAAAAAAAAACUUUUCUCAUUCUUCUACAUUAAGUAAGUCCUACUGAUCUUCUGAGUAGUGGUACAAAAUAAGUGUAUUUAGUGGUAUUCUUGGUAUGUUGAAUUAUUUGGAUAUGAAACAAAUAAAAAAGGCUUUGGGAUAUACUCAAAAAAACAAGAGCUUUCUUGUUGCUAUGGGAGCUCUUGGUGUCACUGGUUUUGGUGCAUAUAAAGCUUAUUACUCACCUUCUAUGGUAAGAAAGAGGAAAAGGUUGUUGAAGCUUUUUGGUUCAGUUGUUUCUUUAGCUGAAAUGGUGUCUGAUUCUGCUGAUACAAUUGGGAUUUUCUCUAAAGACUUAAAGAAGUUUAUACUAUCAAAUUCUGAUCAAAUUCCUAGAAGUUUGAGGCAAAUUUCCAAGAUUCCUAAGUCAGAUGAGUACUCAGAGUCUAUUGUUAAGGUCACUAGCGCUUUGACAAUUGGAAUUCUCAAAGGUUAUCAUCAAGAAACAGAGAGAAUGGACUCUACUUUGUUUGACCAAGUCUUAAAUAAGCUCUUUUCUGAUGCAGGGUGUGGUUUUGCUUCGGUAAUUAUGGGAAGUUUUGUAAGGAAUUUGGUGUUGGCUUUUUAUUCUGUUAAACAAAGUUCAGAUUUUGAGUACUAUUCUGAUGAUCUUUUCCUGGAUAAGUGUAGAGAAUUGAUUGGAAAUUGUGUACAAGUAUUUGUGAGCACUGCUGUUACUGUUUAUCUUGACAAAACAAUGCAUAUCAAUACCUACAAUGAAAUAUUUUCUGGGUUGACAAAUCCCAAGAAUGAAGCUAAAAUGAGAGAAAUGCUAGUGAUCAUAUGUAAUGGUGCAACAGAAACUUUUGUCAAAACUUCUCAUCAAAUUUUGACAAGUACAGAGAUAGAUUCAUCUGAUCUUUCUGUAUCUACUGCUUUAACAGUGCCAAGUAAUAAGAGGUUUGUUCUUGAUUUGACUGGGAGGGUUAUUUUUGAGUCUGUUAGGUCUUUUCUGGAGUUUCUGAUGGAAAAGUUGUGCGAGUGGUUGAGAAGAUAUGUUGAAUUUAUCAAUGAGGAAGUUGUUGAUAGGAGUGUUGAAGCUUAUAGGUGUGUGAGUGGCAAGUCCUCUGUUGUUGUUAGCUUAUGCCUUAGUUUGUGUGUAGACAUAUUGAAUGGUCCUUGGAUUUUGGUUCUGACUUAAGUUUAUCAAUAUGACUACAAUAUUUCAA